ACAACACCUCUGGACAAACGAGAAAAACCGCACCCGCCCAUCCUCCCUACCUCCUAGUUCCCUUCCGAAUCCAAACAAAGGAAAACCACAAGUCUCUUCCCGAAUUCGAGGAACAGCACACACCGCGCAACGACACCCGACCUCACCGAAUAUCCCCACGCAAACAUGUCCAUCAUUCGCGAGCACACGCAGGCGACGCUAAGCGACGCGUGGCGCACCAUCAACAUCGACACGCUGCAGGAGGAUUCAUCGGUCAACUUUGACACGGCGACGCUGCGGCCCCCGCAGCCCGAGGUCAGCGAGGCCGACGUGCGGCAGCUACAGGCCCAGGUGCGGCAGCUGCUGCGCGGGGGCGACCCCGAGGGCGCUCUGCGCGGCUGUCUCGAGGCGCCCGCCUACGGCGGCAACGACCUGGCGCGCGAGGCCGCCCUGCAGACCGUCAUCGAGGUGCUGCAGAGCAUCAAGGCGAGCGACAUGACUCCUAUGCUGCAGCGGAUCUAUGGCAGUCCCGGGGGGAGUGAGUGCUUGGAUGUGUUGAUGAAGUAUCUAUACAAGGGCAUGGCUGCCACGUCCUCUUCGACCGGCGGCGCGCCGCGCACACCGACACGUAUGACGCCCCAGCCGACCGGCUUCAGCCAGAUCGGCCCGCGGCCUGGCGGUUCUGCCGAAUCGACGGGCGCUGCCAUGAGCGUGCUGCUCAGCUGGCACGAGAAGGUGGUGGAGGUGGCGGGGCUGGGGUGCAUAGGCCGGGUCAUGACCGACUGGCGGAGGGUAUAA
Messenger RNA from Parathielavia appendiculata, 777 nucleotides. RefSeq names its product Arp2/3 complex subunit. The transcript has 2 exons. Gene Ontology annotation, cellular component: actin cytoskeleton; cytoplasm; Arp2/3 protein complex. Gene Ontology annotation, molecular function: actin filament binding. The coding region runs from base 166 to 777 and encodes 203 amino acids. Gene Ontology annotation, biological process: Arp2/3 complex-mediated actin nucleation; regulation of actin filament polymerization. Lineage: Eukaryota; Fungi; Ascomycota; Sordariomycetes; Sordariales; Chaetomiaceae. The record is from RefSeq and is a predicted model, not a curated record.